Molecule: messenger RNA, 1059 nt
Organism: Adineta ricciae
Lineage: Eukaryota; Metazoa; Rotifera; Eurotatoria; Adinetida; Adinetidae
Source: the annotation of a GenBank genome assembly
AUGUAUCAUCCAUCAAUAUGGCAUCCCAUUGAUAUGGCUGCUGCAUUUCGUUCACUUCGCCAGCCAACUUCGUCGCCCAACAUCAGUCCAGAAAAAAGUCCUGUUUCAGGUUUCAAUGCUGCCUUCUCCGUCAAUACACUCCUCAAUCAAUCAUCCGCAGGUACAACAUCAACAACAGCAACAAAUGCGGCUACAUAUCCACACAAUCUAUUUUCAAGUUUGUUUCAACAUUAUCCUUACGCAGCAGCAUUUCGUCCAUUAUUUAAUAAUGGUACGAACAAUACUGUAUCGGAAUCCUCGGCUUUUUUGCCCAGCGGAAAGCGGUUUAAAAGUAAUUCUCACGAUGAAAAUCAUUGUGAAACAACGUCAAGUGGCGAUGAAAGUUUCGGCAGAUCAACAGACAAUCGGUGUCGAUCGUCAACAAUUGAUCUGCAAAAUCCGCAAUGCCCGAUUUGUCAAGUAUCAUUAAAUGGACAAGAUAUGCUCACACAUGUUCAACAUGAACUCGAAUCUAUCGAACGGCGACAACAACAAAGAGAAAAACGCGGAAAUAAGAUUCUUCAAGACAACAACAGCAAUAGUAUUGACCAAACUUUCAAAACACGUUAUGAGACGUUUUUACGAGUACGAACCAGUCGCCAACAACGACUAAAUGCUAAACUACAACUCCAUAAUCGUCGUUUAAUUCGUACAGAUUCUCGAAGUUGUCCAAUAUGUUAUCAACCAAUUCCAAUCACUUCUGACGAUGAAUAUUUCUUUGCUCACGUUCAACAAUGUUCGAGAAAGAGAGAACAAUUAGCAGCUGUAACAGCAAUAGCCAAUCAUCAUCGUUUGUCGUCAUCACCACCACCACCAACGAUCGAUGAUCCUGAUGUGAAUGUUGUUGAUCUCGAUGAUGGCAUCGAAAAGAGUACGAGUGGUACGACAACAAGUCUUAGUUGUCAAGAAUCGUUCAACAGUGAUCAAAGAUAUUCUCCAUCAGCUCAAACAGAUAUUUCCUAUACGAAGUCACCAACUGUUGCAGAAAUCGAUCCACCCAAAUGUGUCGUUUGCAUGUAG